GGCAGCAGCAAAAGAAGAGGAAGAAGAAGACGGAGGAGGAGGAGGAGGAGGAGGAAGAGGAGCAGCAGGAGGAGAUAGUGAAAGAUUGUAAAGGGCAAAGAGAUGAUCUGGAUAGAGACAGAGAUCGGACGAGGGGUAGAAGUAGGAGGGAGCUUUAACUAUGGAGGAUUUCUUCUGGCAGGUCUGCUCUGCCUUCUGACGUCCUGGUAUCUGUUCUACAUUGUGCGGCGGCUUCCUGUUGGUGUCACUCGCUUCAUUGCCUCGCUGCCAGUUCUGGUCACGUACGGCUACCUGCCGCUCAUUUUCGACAGGCAAACGCAUGCCCUGUGGAUCCUGAUGCUGUCUGGUAUACUGACUUGGGCGGCAUCUUUCAAAGUGGUGAUGUUCUGUUGGGGUUUCGGGCCAUUACUCGUUCCCAAUCCCCCGCCCGCGGUAGACAGCAACUUCUGGAUUUUCACCGCCGUUCUCUCGAGCCCCAUCCGCGUUCAUCCUAAUCCCAUCAAAAGACGAUGUGCAGUACCAUCAGCAGCAGCGGCAGCAGGAGCCGGAGGAGGAGGAGGAGGAGGAGGAGGAGGAGGAGGAAGAACAGGAGGUACGUUGUCAGAGUUCCAACGAGAGGGGGAAUCAGCAACAGCGACAGGAACUGGUACAGCGAAUUGGAGAGCGGUAGAGAGAGAGGAAAAGGUGGGGAAGUGGACGGAGCUGGUGACACGUAGCACUGUCCGACUUGCGAUACUGACAGUUGGCGUGAUUGUACUCGCGGAUUACAAGGAGAGACUUCCUAGACAUUUCUUCAUGCUCCUGUACGCAUUUCUGCUCGAUAAAUCCCAUGAACUGGUGGAAGAAGUGGUGGGAGGGCUAGUCGCCUGCACGCUCAAGUUGCAGCUCCUACCAACGGAGGGUAGAGGUAGAGGAGGAGAAGGAGGUGGUGAAAGAGAGAGAGGAAGAGGAGGAGAAGGAGGAGGUGAAAGAGAGAGAGGAAGAGGAGGAGAAGGAGGAGGUGAAAGAGAGAGAGGAAGAGGNGUGAAAGAGGGAGAGGAAGAGGAGGAGAAGGAGGAGGUGAAAGAGAGAGAGGAAGAGGAGGAGAAGGAGGAGGUGAAAGAGAGAGAGGAAGAGGAAGAGAACUGGGAGAGAAUGGGGCAGGGCGUCAUCCAUAGUCGAACACGAAAAAGUGAUGCCGAUCACCAUGAUGAUGGAGGACAUAGCGAUGGUGGAUAUGGCGAUGGGAAUCGGGAAGCGGACGAGAAGAGGAAAGGCUUACGGACGCCUGUAAUUGCUCGUAUGCUUGCGGCUAUGGCAGUCUUCUUCGUCUCCGGUGGGAUGCAUGAGGUCAUGUUGUGGUACGCGUCUGGGACUGCGACGUGGCAGUUUGCCUCGUUCUUCUGGCUCUGUGGAGUUGUGGUCUGCAUCGAGUCCGGAUUACGUAAAGUCCCUCGCUGGCGAGCUGUGAACCUUCCUCGUCCUCUUGCGAUCAUGUUGACCAUCGGGUCACUCUUGGCUAUGGCGGACAAGCUCUUCUUUCCUCCUCUUGCCCGGACAGGUCUCGACGUAGUGGCCAUACAUCAGUCGCGGGAGGUCCUGUACCGAUUGCUGAAAAUCUGAGUGAGAAUCUCUUUUACAUGAAUUUCUU
Messenger RNA from Chara braunii, 1630 nucleotides. Lineage: Eukaryota; Viridiplantae; Streptophyta; Charophyceae; Charales; Characeae. The record is from the annotation of a GenBank genome assembly.